Molecule: messenger RNA, 4170 nt
Organism: Hemicordylus capensis (graceful crag lizard)
Lineage: Eukaryota; Metazoa; Chordata; Lepidosauria; Squamata; Cordylidae
Gene: NAPEPLD
Product: N-acyl phosphatidylethanolamine phospholipase D
Exons: 5
Coding region: 653-2044 (463 amino acids)
Biological process (GO): N-acylphosphatidylethanolamine metabolic process; N-acylethanolamine metabolic process
Cellular component (GO): membrane-bounded organelle; cytoplasm
Molecular function (GO): N-acylphosphatidylethanolamine-specific phospholipase D activity
Source: RefSeq, a predicted model, not a curated record
CUCCUCUCUACGGUAACGGAACGAAAGCUGAGAAUCCUCUGCUUGGGUCUUAAUGGCGCGCAAGAGGCACGGCGCGACCCUUCUUCUGCUGGCCAGCUGAGCUGGCCAGAAGUGGGAUGUGCCUGGGGCCCGGGCGGUCCUCUACUGGGCAUGGCGCCACUGGGCCCCCCGUGCCCAGCAAUUGACCUGUGGAUCCCACCCUGGCAGGGCUUGUCUGGAAGCAUCCAAACAUCCUGUGGUUUGGGAAACUGUCUUUAAAACGGGGCGCGGAGGAGGAGAGUCUUGCAGCGUCUCACGUGAUCACCCCCCCACACACACACACAUGUAACUAAUUAUCCCUUGGAUGAGCGGGAUAUAAAAUGUAAAAAAAAAUUAAUAAAAUAAAUAACCACACUGAAAAGUAUUAUCCGAGCCUGCCCAGUCCGGACUAUAACCAGGAGGCGAAAACCGUUCCGCCUUUACAAAGAUGGCUGCCUGAGGCUGUCUCCAGCUUCUCCGAGUCCAGGGGCCUGGGAGUGGGGGCAGCUGGUAGGAAGGCACACCCGACGGCCGACUCCUCCCUCUCAGCAAGACAGAGGGCGGUAGCGAGCUCCGUGUGCGGGGAAAUCGGGGUGGGACGGAAUCCCUUUCCCAGCGAGGACCUCGGCGUCCUAUGGUGAGGUUCGGAGUGCUGCUGCGGAGUUCCCUCAAGCCCGUUUCGCUGCUCUCGGCGACUUACGGGUGCACACCUCAGCCCCAGCAGCAGCUCGGAGGCACCAGCUGGAGAGCCCGGCAGCCCCAACCAGAGAGGAAGAGCAGCCCAGUCAUGGACGAAGAGGUAGAAAAAUCACCCCGGGAGCCGUUUCAGGAGAGUGCUUCACCAAAAGAAAUGGAUGAAGAAGAGCCUUUUUUCAACUGCAGUCAGUAUCCCAAAGAAGCAGUAAGAAAACGGCAAAAUUCAAGUCAGGGUUCUCAAAGCAGCGAUUCCUCCAGGACAUCCAGAAAAAGUUUCAGAUUAGAUUACAGGUUGGAGGAAGAUGUAACAAAAUCGAAGAAAGGUAAAGAUGGAAGGUUUGUCAAUCCAUGGCCAACAUGGAAAUCGCUAUCUUAUCCAAAUAUUUUGAGGUGGUAUCUUACAGAAAAGGACAACAGCAAGGUCCCGCAUUCAAAGCAGGAACUUGACAGAGAGCUUCCAGUAUUAGAGCCUUACUUUGUCCAACUCCCAGAACUAGCCGGAAAAACUGGAGAGGGUAUGCGAGUCACAUGGCUUGGACAUGCAUCAGUAAUGGUGGAAAUGGAUGGAAUUACAUUUCUUACCGACCCCAUCUUCAGUCAGCGAGCUUCCUUUGUACAGUGCAUGGGUCCCAAGCGUUUCCGAGGACCUCCAUGCACAGUGGAUCAACUCCCCAAAAUAAAUGCAGUGCUAAUCAGCCACACGCACUAUGACCAUUUGGACUACUAUACUGUAAUGAAUUUGAAUGAUCGCUUUGGCAGUGAUCUGAGAUGGUUUGUGCCCCUAGGUCUCUUAGACUGGAUGCAGAAAUGUGGCUGUGAGAAUGUAAUUGAACUGGACUGGUGGGGAGAAAACUGUGUUCCUGGUCACGAUGAGAUUACGUUUGUUUUCACACCUUCUCAACACUGGUCCAAGAGGACUGCAAUGGAUGACAACCAAGUUCUCUGGGGAAGCUGGUCUGUCUUGGGACCAGGGAAUAGGUUUUUUUUUGCAGGAGAUACUGGCUAUUGUGUUGCUUUUGAGGAGAUAGGGAGGAGAUUUGGCCCUUUUGAUCUUGCUGCGAUUCCCAUAGGAGCAUAUGAACCACGGUGGUUUAUGAAAUACCAGCAUGUGGACCCUGAAGAAGCAGUAAGGAUUCAUAUUGAUGUUAAAGCAAAGAAGUCUGUUGGAAUUCAUUGGGGAACCUUUGCUUUGGCAAAUGAGUACUACCUGGAUCCUCCAGCUAAACUGAAAGAAGCUCUUGAUAGAUAUGGAUUAAAAACAGAAGAUUUCUUUGUCUUAAAGCAUGGAGAGUCAAAAGAUUUAAAUAUAAAUGAUGAUGGAUUCGAAUAAAUAGAAAUAUUCAGUUUCUUAUGCACAUCUGACAAAGCAGAAAAGAUUGAGAAUACAUAAAAAAAAUUAAAUUGUAUUUUUAAGACUUCGUGUGUAUUUAUCAACCAGUUCCCUAAAUCCCCUUGCAUAUCAGCUUUAUAAAACACUUUUUUAAAACAAUGGAAUUGCAACUCUGGAUGCUAUUAACUUAGCUAACAUUGCCUGUAGAAUACUAUUUCAUCUUUUAAGAAUAUUGGACAACAUUCAGUGUAGUUAGUCAUGAGUAAUUUAUGUAACAUUAAUUUCAGUGGGACUUAUUCUGAAUGUUGCUCACUAUUUUUGUUGUGUAGCAAUGCCACUACAGGUAUUAACUGCGUGUUUGGGGGGAUUAGGCCACAAUCUGGAAGAGCCAAGGGGGCAUGUGUUUGGUUGCAUAGCUGCUCCCUGCACCAAACUUCUGUAUGCCUUUUAAGCCUCUAUUCACCCAGUUUAAAACUUUCUGGUUCAGUGCUGGGGGAAUAAGAUGAGGUAAGAACUCUCAAUGAACAUGCAGAUUUGGUACCAUGAGGACUUGGAGACUCAGCAGAGAGGUGAUUUGUAUAUAGAAAUCAUUUUCUGCAUGUGUUUGACUGAGAGACUGCUCUAGGUGAGCAAAAUCUCCCACAUCAGCUCCUGGAUUGCAUGUGCAAAGGAUUGUGAGCUUCUGUCCAGAGAUCAUGUGCACAUUUGCACUCAGCUGUGCUUAUAGAGCCUUUUUUAUCUGAUAGUGGGCCCUUCAUCCUCUCCUACAACUCACCUGACUGCCAAAAGUGAAGAAUUCUAUAGCAUUGUUCAACAUAUAUAAACUACAUGUUCUCUAGAAUUCAUAUGUUCUAUAGACUCUACAGUAUUUGAAAAUAAAACUGUUCAUCAAAACUAUUCCUAUGUGUUCAGAGCUAGCAAUUAGAUAGCAGCUUUGUGUGUCCUAAAAGCAGUCCCUUGGAAGGAAGUCCCACUGAAAUGAUGAGAAUUUUUAGUAACUGUGCUUAUGAUCUGCUAUUCUGGAAAGGAGAUACACAGCCCAAUCCUAUGCAUGUUUACUGAAAAGUAAGGCCCACAUGUCAAUGGGACUGACUUUCCAGCAAGUAUGCUUAAAACAGCAGACUUGACAUCAAAGGCUGUUCCAAUCCAAGUUACCCUGACUUGCUUGGGUUUUGUGUUAUGCUGUAACUGAGAAGCUGCUCAAUAUUAGUCUAAGAACAAUUACACUACCCUGCUAGAAGUGGUUUUGAGCCUUGCAACCAAUGCAAAAGUCAUACUGAAGCAAAUAAAUGCUUUGAACACUACAGCCUUGGUGUGAAUAAUUCUCAGUCCAUUAUUUUUUUAUGAGCAAUUCACCUGGAGUAUGUGCCCUGUGCCUUCAUAGCUGAUGAAAUUAAGAUUUGAGAUGAAGUCUUCCAAUAUUGUUGCUGGAGCACAUUUUAAACAAUACUUUUUACUGAAUGCUUGUAUUUUAAUUUGCAAAUAAAAAGCCAAGUUUAGAAAUCUAAUGUGCCUUUUUAAAGAGUUGCAACUACUAAAAAUGCCUCACAGUAUCUGUACUUUAUCCAGAUUCUGUGCACCUGCAGUUUGUUUUCACUGUGAAAUUGCUCUUUGUCACAGGCCUGAAUACUUCUAUUGUUCUGAGAAUUAGAUUAGCAAGUACUGUUCCUAUAACUAAGAUCACCAGAUUGUUCUCUGAAAUCUUUAUUCAGCUCUUUGUUUCUACUUUCCCCCUCCCUGACCCAAACAAACUCUGAUAGCAGUACGAUGUGGAAAAAUAUGUUUAGGUUGCUUAUGCAAUUGAAAGCAUGACUAUAAACUUGUUCAGUAUUGUAAGACUGCCAAAUGUAUCAAAUUACUAUACUGAUUUACAAAAUAGACGCUCAAAUGUUACUACUUUAUUGCACAAUACUUUGAAUUAUUGUGGGUACUGGAAUAACGCUUGCUAGCUAUGCUUUCUUCUGAGUGCACCCCAAUUUAUAUGAAUGCAUUUAAGUACUCCUUUCUCUCUGAAUUAUGGUUUGCUUGUCUUGUAUCAUUUCUCCAAAUAUGCAAUAUUUAAACGUGUGUAACUUUCCUCCGCUGUUUGACCAGUCCAGUAAACAUUUCAUUACAAACAAAGCUAA